Messenger RNA from Adineta steineri, 1728 nucleotides. The record is from the annotation of a GenBank genome assembly. NCBI's taxonomy places the organism in Eukaryota, Metazoa, Rotifera, Eurotatoria, Adinetida, Adinetidae.
AUGUCAUCUAAGAAAAUCACUAUCGGUAACUAUUUACUUCGACGUUUAAGAGAUCUUGGAAUUGAUAUUAUCUUUGGAGUACCUGGUGAUUAUAAUCUACCAUUUCUUGAUCAAAUCGAAGAUUUUGGUAGUAUACAAUGGGGUAAUAACUGCAAUGAAUUAAAUGCAUCGUAUGCAGCGGAUGGUUAUGCACGUAUUCGAGGCAUAGGAGCUCUUGUAACUACAUUCGGUGUUGGAGAAUUAUCAGCUAUCAAUGGUAUUGCUGGUUCAUAUGCUGAAAUGGUUCCAGUAGUUCAUAUUGUUGGAACACCACCAACAGCUUCUCAAGCUAGUGGAGCUAUUCUUCAUCAUACACUUGGUAAUGGGGAUUUCCGAGCAUUUGCAAAUAUGUAUAAAGAAGUGACUAUUGCUCAAGCAAAUUUAACAAAAACAAAUGCUGCAGAAGAAAUCGAUCGUGUUCUCACUCAAUGUUUACUCAAAGGUCGACCAGUUUAUAUUGGAUUAGCAGUAGAUCUUAGCGAUUUUGAACUUAAUAUUGAUCCAUCUGACAUAAAACCAUUAAAUUUAUCAAUUCCACGUAAUCCAAAAGAUGAUCAUGAAGCCGCUAUCGAAGCUAUUAUUGAUGCUGCUAAAAAAGCUCAAAAUAUUAUUGUUAUUGUCGACGCUUGUGCAAUUCGACAUGAAAUGAUGAAAAAAGUUUUCACAUUUCUUGAACGAACUCAAUUACCUGUUUAUGUUACACCCAUGGCUAAAGGCGGUAUUGAUGAAGAUCAUCCGCAAUUUCGUGGUGUUUUUGCAGGAAAUUGUUCAACUGAACCAGUACAAAAAGAAGUUUAUAAUGCAGACCUUAUACUAUCGAUUGGUUCAAUGAAUAGUGAUUUUAAUACUGGUGGUUUUACUUAUCGUUUAUCUCAAAAGAAAACAAUUGAAUUUCAUACAUAUCAUACGAAAGUUUUCUAUGCUAUUUAUGAUAAAAUUGAUAUGCGUCAAUUAUUACCUGAUUUAACGGAACAAUGGCCCGCUGAACUUAUUCGUCAAAAUAAUGCAAAACCUGUUGAAAUCCCACCACCAGUAUUAAAUGAAAAAUCUGAUGAAAUUAUACAUGAAUAUUUUUGGAAUAAAUUACCAGAUUUUAUUCCAGAAAAUUCUAUUGUUGUUGCAGAGACGGGUACAUCUGAAUUUGGUGUAUUUAAUAUGCGUGCACCAAAAGGUGUAACAUUUUUAACUCAAAUUUUAUGGGGUUCAAUUGGAUAUUCUGUUGGUGCAGCUUUAGGUGCUUCAUUAGCUGGAAAAAAUGAUAAUCGUCGAGUUUUUAUUUUAGUUGGAGAUGGUUCUUUUCAACUUGUUUGUCAAGAAGUUUCAUCUAUGUUACGUUUUAAAACCAAUUUAGUUGUUUUAUUAUUAAAUAAUGAUGGUUAUACAAUUGAAAAACUUAUUCAUGGACCUGAUCGUGCUUAUAAUAAUAUUCAAAUGUGGCGUUAUCAUAAGAGUUUUGAAUAUUUUGGUAAUGGAUUAAAACAAAAUCGUGAACAAGCAAUAACAGGCUUUGCUGAUCAAGUUAAAACUCGUGAAGAAUUCGAAAAAGCAAUGCAACAAGUAGUUAAAGAAACAGAUAAAAUACAUUUUCUUGAAGUUAUCAUGCCACCUAUGGAUGCACCAAAAAGUUUAGUUCUUACGAUUGAAGGUACACGAGAAUACAAACGCCGAGAACGUGAAACUCAAGAAUAA